AUGUCUUCAGCCACCAAGGAGUGCGACUACCUCGUGCUAGGUAUCGGCAGCGGCGGUAUUGCCUCUGGUCGACGAGCAGCCAAGCACGGCGCCAAAGUCAUCGCGGUCGAAUCGAGUCGCGGGGCACCAGAGUUCGACUGGCCAUACUUCAAGAAGAAGAGGGACGCUUAUGUGAAGCGCCUCAAUGGCAUCUACGAGAACAAUCUCAACAAAGACGAGAUUGAGCAUUUCCGCGGAAGGGCCAAGUUUGUCGGAAAGGACGAGGUCGAGGUUGACCUGCAUGAUGGCGGCGUUCAGCGCAUCAAGGCGAAGCAUAUCCUGAUCGCAACCGGCGGGCGACCGAAGCUACCAGAAAUUCCUGGAAAAGAGCUUUGUAUUAGCAGUGAUGGCUUCUUCGACCUCGAGAAGUUGCCCAAGAGCAUUGCAACCAGCGGUGCCGGAUACAUUGGUGUCGAGAUGACCGGUAUGCUCCACGCGCUGGGCUCAAAGACUCACUUCUUCAUCCGCGGUGACAAGCUUCUCCGCACCUUCGACCCCAUGAUCCAGGACGCUGUGACCAAGGAAUACGAGCGUCAAGGCAUCAACCUCUACAAGGGCUCUCAGAUCACCAAGGUCGAAGACAUCGGCAACGGCUUGAAGCGCGAGUCUACUGUCGAAGUUGAGGAGGGUCCCUAUUCGCGACUGGUCGCGUGCCUGAAAUUGAAGACCUCAAAGAUCAAGGACUUUGGCAUCAAGCUCAACGACAAAAACCACAUCGUCACGGACGACUACCAGAACACUUCGCUGCCCAACAUUUACGCGAUUGGUGAUGUCUGUGACCGCGGUUUCGAGCUCACCCCCGUCGCCAUUGCUGCUGGCCGUCGCCUUUCUGACCGCCUCUUUGGCAACCAGCCCGACGCUCGUCUCGUAUACGAAAAUAUCCCCUCGGUCGUAUUCUCGCAUCCUGAAAUCGGCUCCAUUGGUCUCACCGAGCCUGAAGCGCGCGAAAAGCACGGCGACCAAGUCAAAGUGUACAAGACGGAAUUCAGCGGCAUGUACUUUGCCAUGAUGGACCCCGAGCACAAGCAGCCGACGGCAUACAAAAUCGUCUGCAUCGGCAAGGAAGAGAAGGUCGUCGGCCUGCACAUCCUGGGCCAGGCAAGCAGCGAGAUCCUCCAGGGAUUCGGCGUCGCGAUCAAAAUGGGCGCAACAAAGAAAGACUUCGACAACUGUGUGGUACGUACCCUAAAUCCCCUACACUUUUUGCUACCACACCUCCGCGCGCGCGCAUGCAAUGCCGGCAGCGGAGGAGUAUUGUUUGUUGGGUUGCGGGGAACCAUCAGCGCUAACAUUCCCUUUCUCGUAGGCUAUCCACCGCGUGUCUCCGCCGAAGAAUUGGUACGUGUAUUUUUAACCCCCCCGACAAGAGCACUAACUGCUCCGUAUCACACCUGCUAA
This is a messenger RNA of Parastagonospora nodorum SN15, 1437 nucleotides long. RefSeq lists its product as hypothetical. Lineage: Eukaryota; Fungi; Ascomycota; Dothideomycetes; Pleosporales; Phaeosphaeriaceae. The transcript has 3 exons. The record is from RefSeq and is a predicted model, not a curated record. The coding region runs from base 1 to 1437 and encodes 478 amino acids. Gene Ontology annotation, molecular function: flavin adenine dinucleotide binding; glutathione-disulfide reductase (NADPH) activity. Gene Ontology annotation, biological process: glutathione metabolic process; cell redox homeostasis; cellular response to oxidative stress. Gene Ontology annotation, cellular component: cytosol; mitochondrion.